Rhipicephalus sanguineus (brown dog tick) is the source of this 1027-nucleotide messenger RNA. RefSeq names its product mitochondrial substrate carrier family protein S. Gene Ontology annotation, molecular function: transmembrane transporter activity. Gene Ontology annotation, biological process: transport. The coding region runs from base 179 to 1024 and encodes 281 amino acids. The transcript is spliced from 8 exons. Lineage: Eukaryota; Metazoa; Arthropoda; Arachnida; Ixodida; Ixodidae. Gene Ontology annotation, cellular component: mitochondrion. The record is from RefSeq and is a predicted model, not a curated record.
AACCUGCUGACUGUUCAACGGAAGUCGCGCGCUUUUGGCCGCCGGCGAAACCAGCGAAACCGCGUGCCGCCCGCACGGAUCACACGAGCGGUGUCGGUCGGUGUCCGAAGCUUGCGAUUUUCGCCUACGCGAAUCUCCCGCUGCUAGGUCCCGCGCUUGUUUACACGACGUUUUCGCGAUGACACACAACGAACAGAGAACGCAUUGGUUCAAGGAAGGAGCUAUCGGCCUUGGCGUCGGCGUCCUUUACGGGGUCACCAACGUCUGCGUCGGCCAUCCGUUCGACACGAUUAAGACGAAAAUGCAGGCUCAAGCAGGCUUCGAGAAGUGCGGCAUGUACCAGUCCUUCCGGAAAACGCUCACGACCGGUGGCGUCGUUGGGCUGUACAGGGGCUGUGUCCCGCCACUCUUGGGAUCUGGGAUCUACCGUUCUGUCCAGUUUGCUGUUUUUGAAGCAGUUUACACGUACCUAGACAACACAGUGUGCACCAGCCAAAUUCCACUCACAGCAGGACUACAGACGAGGGUCGUUAUAGGAGGCGUCAUUGCAUCGACGGCCCGAGCUAUCAUCGAGUGCCCCUUAGAGUAUGCUAAGAUAAGCCGCCAAAUAGGUCAGACGUGGACCCUGCGCAACGUUUACACGGGAUUUGGCGUGACAUGGAUGCGAACAGUGGGGCUCAUGACGUCCUAUUUCAUCUUUCUGGACUCUGGGCGACGCAACUUCAAUGAGUACUUCCAGCGGCCCUUGCUGGGACCAUUCCUGAUCUCUGGUCUGGCAGCAACCGUCGCAUGGUGGAUCGUCUGGCCACUGGAGUACAUGAAGUCCCAAGUACAAGGACAUUAUGGACAAAAUGUGUCUCUCCUCCAGCGAAUGCAGUCUGUCUAUAGGCAGAAAGGUGGCUUCACUGCCAUGUACCGCGGUCUUGCCCCUGGAUCAAUACGAAGCUUUGUCGCCAAUGGGACCAGCAUGAUCGUCAUGAGCUAUGCACAGCGAAAGGUCACCGAACUGGGCCUUAGGGAUUGAUGC